CUCUUCCCCUAGCUAAUUGAGAUCCAAAUUAAUGGCCGGAAAACAAACCGUCCAAACUUCUUCCCUGUUCUUCUUAUGGCUCACCACCCUCUCAGUUGUCUCCAAAAAUUUCUACUUUACACCUUGCCUAGCUAACUUAGACAUGAACUCCAUCGAGUGGACAGAGGAGAGAGAAGAUGAUGAGGCUAACGAGAUCCAGAGCCAACAUACUAUGUCAAGAGACUGUGACUUGUCUGCCGGAAAGUGGGUGUUCGAUGCAUCAUACCCUCUCUACAACCCGGAUUGCCCUUACAUUAUUAACCAAGUAAGCUGCCAGAGGAACGGGAGGCCGGACUUGGACUAUGAGAAGUGGAGGUGGCAGCCACAACAAUGCUCGAUUCCAAGGUUCAACGCCUUGGACUUUCUUGGGAGAAUAAGAAAGAAGAGAGUCAUGCUGGUAGGAGAUUCUAUAAUGAGGAGCCAAUGGGAGUCUCUUGUUUGCAUGGUGGAAGCAGUGAUUCCUAACGAGAGGAAGCUGGUCUCUUCUUAUGGUCCGACCAUUGCUUUCCAUGCCGUGGACUUUCAAGCCUCGAUCGAGUUCUCAUGGGCUCCUCUCCUGGUCGAAUUAAGGGAAGAAGCGUAUCACAAAAAGGUUCUCUACUUGGACUCGAUUGAAGAGAACGCGAAGUACUGGCGAGGAGUUGACGUCCUCGUGUUUGAUUCUGCCCAUUGGUGGACUCACUCUGGCAAAUGGAGCUCGUGGGAUUACUACAAGGAGGGGGACAGGCUUUUUACUGGUUUGAACCCAAUGGUUGCUUAUGAGAAGGGACUCACAACAUGGGCUAAGUGGGUGGACUUGAACUUAGAUCCUCGUCGAACCCGAGUCAUCUUUCGGAGUGUCUCACCUCAGCAUAGCAGGGACAAUGGAUGGCAAUGUUACAGACAGAGGGAGCCUCGGGUCUUCUUGGGCCACAGACCGCGUGUUCCCUGGCAGUUGGUUGUGCUACGUGAGGCACUGAAGAAGACGAGUUUUCCAGUAUACCUUCUAGAUGUGACAAGCAUGUCAGCUCUUCGAAGGGAUGGGCACCCGUCAAUCUAUGGAAGAGCUGCUGAUGCACAGGGGAGGCAGGAAGCAGCAGGCCGGACCUCAGAUUGCAGCCACUGGUGCUUGCCUGGGGUGCCUGAUGCAUGGAAUGAGAUGCUCUAUGCUCUUCUCUAGAUCUUAGAAGAGACCAUGUAAUUUAUUUUGGAGCAACUGUAGAAUAAUGCCGCCAGCUGUAUGUUGGUAAUUAGUCUUUAAGGUGAUGCUAUGUUAAAGUGUUCUGCAAUUCUCUGCCGGGUUACUUGACUAAUGAUCAAGGUUAAUUAUGAUGUAACUUAGCUUGUGCUUCUCUGUGUUUCUCCUAAAAUAAGAGAUCAAGUUGUUAA
Elaeis guineensis (African oil palm) is the source of this 1407-nucleotide messenger RNA. Its product is annotated as protein trichome birefringence-like 36. Gene Ontology annotation, molecular function: O-acetyltransferase activity. Lineage: Eukaryota; Viridiplantae; Streptophyta; Magnoliopsida; Arecales; Arecaceae. Gene Ontology annotation, cellular component: Golgi apparatus. The record is from RefSeq and is a predicted model, not a curated record.